AUGGCGAGACUGACAGACUGGUUUCUGCUCUCACUCUUUCCGGCGCUCGUCCUCCUCCACCUCUACGUUUCCCCCUAUACAAAGGUCGAGGAAUCCUUCAAUAUCCAAGCGAUCCACGACAUCCUAACUUACGGGAUUCCGUCCAAGAAUGUGGCCAACAGGCUCCGCGCCCAAUACGAUCAUUUCUCCUUCCCCGGCGCCGUCCCGCGCACCUUUGUCGGGGCGUUGGUUGUCGCGGGCACAGCAAAGCCAAUUCUAUGGGUCAAUUCGCAGCUUGAUAGACAAUUAGUAGUGCGCGGCGUGGUGGGAUGCUUUAAUGCGCUUGUACUUAUCUCUUACGCCAGGGGAGUUCGGCGGGCAUUCGGCAAGAAUGUUGCGGUCUGGUAUAUUUUAUUCCAAGCCAGUCAGUUCCAUGUCAUGUAUUAUGCCUCUCGAACGCUUCCGAACAUGUUUGCUUUCGGUAUCACCAUGAUGGAUGAUGCUAAACUUAUUCAAUUCAAAGCCACGUUUGCAUUCCGAUAUCUCCUCCCCGAGCCCGCCUCAACAGUACAAGACGUCCAAUCCCGCAAGAGGUGCCGUCUCUCCCUCUACCUCCUCACCAUCACAGGCAUCAUUUUCCGCUCAGAAAUCGCCCUCCUCCUCGCACCACAACAAUCCACCUCUGGGCCAAAAAUCGCAUAUCAUUCCGCAGCGAGAUUCUCCCCGCCGCCAUAUCCGGCCUAA
Blastomyces gilchristii SLH14081 is the source of this 723-nucleotide messenger RNA. RefSeq names its product alpha-1,6-mannosyltransferase. The transcript is spliced from 4 exons. NCBI's taxonomy places the organism in Eukaryota, Fungi, Ascomycota, Eurotiomycetes, Onygenales, Ajellomycetaceae. Gene Ontology annotation, molecular function: alpha-1,6-mannosyltransferase activity. Gene Ontology annotation, biological process: protein N-linked glycosylation. Bases 1 to 723 code for a protein of 240 amino acids. The record is from RefSeq and is a predicted model, not a curated record. Gene Ontology annotation, cellular component: endoplasmic reticulum membrane.